UAAUGUAUCCAACUUUUAAACAUUGUAGCGACUGGUGAAAACGUCGCCAUUUUCCCCCAAGCCAAUCGGUCCCCAGUAUAUCUACGAAUGUCGAAGCGUAAGGCGAUAUAAUUCGGCUUUGUAACAGUUUUGAUAUAAAAAUUGUUAAGCGCGAAGUAUACUAAAAGAUGGCCAGUCAAAACUAUUUAAGUGAUCCAAAAAAUCCAUUUUUUUCUCUCGAAGAUGAUAUCGACGAUGAAACAUUUCUAAAUAGUGCACCUCCAAGGUCCUCUGGUCAUAGUUUCAAUCAUUAUAAUAAUUUUGAUAAUGAUCUGGAACAAAAGCAUCAACAAUUACUUCAAAGGAAGAAGGAGAUAGAAGAACGGACAAUACAUUCGUCAGAAAGAUCUAUUUCGCUGCUCAGAGAUUCCGAACAGAUUGGAGCUGCCACUGCUGAGGAACUGAUUAGACAAAGAGAGCAAUUAGAAAGAACAGAAAAGAGAUUGGACGAUAUCAAUAGUACAUUAAGAUUUAGUCAGAAACAUAUUCAAGGAAUAAAAAGCGUAUUUGGAAGCCUUAAAAACUACCUUAGUGGUAAAUCGUUGGAUGCGCCUAUACCAUCUACUAUAUUAUCAGAAUCUUCUAGCUCUGAAUCUAUGGCAUCACCUGCUUUAUCUAAUUCUUUGGAACAAGUACAGACUAAUAUAGCUAGUACAAGUCCUAUGUUAAAGUUACGUGGCCUGGAUGAUGAAUACGAAGGUACUAAUUCACCCAGUAGUAAUGUAAGCAAGAUUUUAGAAAAGAAUUUAGAUGAAAUGAGUGGUUCAUUAGCUAGAUUGAAAGGCUUAGCGAUAGGAUUAUCAGAAGAAAUAGAUUUACAAAAUGAUUUAAUUGAUAAUAUAACAGAUAAAGCAGAAAAAACAGAUAUAAUGUUACAAAAACAAAACAAAGAUCUUACUCAUUUAUUAAAAAAAUAAAUAAUGUAUCCUAUUACACAUGUAAUGAAAAAAUGAUAAAUUUCACAUAUUUUAAAGCUGUAAAGUUCUGUGUAAUUAUAUAGAAAACAUUACUGUCCUUAGUUAAGUCUGGAAGAUAUUACGUUAUAAUGUUUAUUUUUGAAACUUGUUAUUUAAUAUUUUGUAAAAUAUUAUUUACAGAAAUGUAAAAUAUCACAACAAAAAACACAAAAGAAAUAAUGCACUUGUAUAUUCAUUCAGAAAUCCAUUUCUUUUGUAUCUGUUGUGUAUGCUAUACAAUAUUUAAAUUUAAAGUUACAGACAUCAUAU
Molecule: messenger RNA, 1265 nt
Organism: Megachile rotundata (alfalfa leafcutting bee)
Lineage: Eukaryota; Metazoa; Arthropoda; Insecta; Hymenoptera; Megachilidae
Gene: Snap29
Product: Synaptosomal-associated protein 29kDa
Biological process (GO): synaptic vesicle priming; synaptic vesicle fusion to presynaptic active zone membrane; exocytosis
Cellular component (GO): SNARE complex; plasma membrane
Molecular function (GO): SNAP receptor activity; syntaxin binding
Source: RefSeq, a predicted model, not a curated record